Messenger RNA from Photinus pyralis (common eastern firefly), 1845 nucleotides. RefSeq lists its product as uncharacterized. Gene Ontology annotation, molecular function: long-chain-alcohol O-fatty-acyltransferase activity; diacylglycerol O-acyltransferase activity. Gene Ontology annotation, cellular component: plasma membrane. Bases 109 to 1767 code for a protein of 552 amino acids. The transcript has 5 exons. NCBI's taxonomy places the organism in Eukaryota, Metazoa, Arthropoda, Insecta, Coleoptera, Lampyridae. Gene Ontology annotation, biological process: triglyceride biosynthetic process. The record is from RefSeq and is a predicted model, not a curated record.
GUUUGUUUCCCACUUCGAUAAUCUUAUCAAAGCGCGCAGGAUAACUAACGAAUAAAGUGUUUCCGUUAGGUAUAAUUUUUGCAUCUCAGCCUAAAGAAUUCUUAUUAAAUGGCAGACAUCGAAAUUGAUGAAGAAUGGUGUACAGAAACUAUUGCCGGUUUACUAUUAUUGAUAACCAUGAUGUUUUUAAACGCCAUUCAACUCAAGGAGGAGACAGGGAGUCUGGGGACAACAAUAAAAUUUUGUUUCCUGUUUCCUGUAAUAAUUUGCAUGGUGGCGGUAAUGCUGAUUCUACAACCAGUGUUCUUUGUAUAUCGCAUGGUAAUCUCGAUUAAACUGCGAAACAGGUAUGGAAAUAACUUUUAUGGCUUGUUGUCCGGACUCGACGUUUGCGUUAACCACCCAGUUAAGCAAUACGCAAUGAUUGGCAUUUUGGUCAUUUUUGAAUUCGAUGAUAAUGCCGAAGGACAAACUGUAUUGGAAUGCCUUAAAGAUCUUGUAGAUAAAAACAUUCUAAAAGAUGAUCAGCUAUCCAGAAUGCGUACCACAAUUAAAUCAUAUGGAGGAUACCCCUUCCUCGAGUAUAUUGAUAUGAAGACCGAGGACUGUGUUAAGGAAUUGCCAAUCGUUGACGGUGAUUUGGAUGACGCCGCGUUAACAAGGUUGCUCGGUCGGUGCCAGUACGAGCCAUUUGAUGGCCCUUUUUUGUGGGACGUUAAGGUUGGAACUCAACCUCUUCAAACGGAGAACGACCGUAAGCGGUAUCCCGUAAUGAUCCGCGUCCAUCACGCAUUGACGGACGGUGUCACUUUAAUACAGCUACUCGCGGGAGUGCUCGGUGACAAGCCGAAUGGAACAGUGGGAAAACACGAGAAACUUCAACAGCAAUCCCAGGAUUAUCUUAUAUUGCGAUUGUUUCAAUUCUUGGGCAAGAUCGCCUGCGUGAUCGUGUAUUUCCCCAGCAUUCUGUAUUCACUCGCACUAAUAAAGAAAGAUGUGAAUGAUCUGCACCAAAAGAAAAUGGGGAACGAUGAGAAGGUUGCUUUACUCUUCGACAAGGGCGGCUCGUACUUCCAGAAAGUGAAAAACAUAAGAAGGUUAACAGGGGCUUCAAUUCCCGAAAUCAUAUGCACGGCAUACAGCGAAAGUUUAAAGGCUCACUUCGAGAGGUACCAGAAAAAAAGCUCAAGACAGACAACGUUCCUACUGCCGGUCGUUCACAAUCCGGAAGAAAUCCAAAACAUGCGAGCAAUGAAUAUUAAAGAUCUAAAUUUGAAAAACAAAUUCUCCGCGAUGACCCUUGCAAUACCGUUCUCUGUAGAAAAAAACGGUUACGAUGGCAAUGUUCCACUCUACUGUAAACUACAGGAAGUAAGGAGAAGAGUGAACAUGUUAAAGCGAUCAAUGGAAUUUUACGUGUCCAACGUUUUAUUCCAUAUAAUAGCGCCCUCGUUCCCGGGAGUUUGCCUCUUGCCCUUCGCCUACUUCCUAAAUAAUACUUCAAUAGUUAGUCUGAUUCCGGGAGUUCCAAAGGGAUCUUACUACAACGGCAAGUUGGUGAUGACCGAUUGUAUCUUCUGGGUACCGCAUCUAAUGCAGAUAGAUCUCGCCUUUGGGUCGUUUUCGUACGAUAAUCGUUUGAUUCUUUCGUUCAACUGUGACGGUUUGUAUAUGUCUCAGGAAAUGGCGCAGGAGAUCCUAGAGGACGUUUACAAGAAUAUUGAUUUACUUGGUAAAGAGCUGGAAUACUUACAUAAACGGUUUUAAACAUAGUACGAUAUAAUUAUGUUGUUGUAGUAGUACUUACAAUGUAUGCCCCAGAGAAUAAAAUAAUGGUUCUGCAGA